AAUGGCCGGGGAGACUUCCGGUUCUUGCGCUUAGGCACUGCAGCGGGUUUAAGUCUCGUGGCGACCGCAUGCGGUGGUUAGAUUCUGCCGGGGCCUGGAAAUAUCCUCCAUGGGGCUCACCAAGCAGUACUUGCGCUACACGGGCACUGCCCUGUUCGGUGUGGUUGCCAGCCAGAAAGGAAACAUUGCCUAUGUGACUCUGCGGGGCGAGAAAGGCCGUUACGUGGCAGUGCCAGCAUGCGAGCAUGUUUUCAUCUGGGAUACGCGGAAAAAAGAGAAGGUUCUCAUCCUCCAGGGCCUUAAGCCGGAAGUGACUGCUCUUUGCACAUCCCCCGACGGGCUUCAUCUGGCUGUGGGGUAUGAGGACGGCUCCAUUCGCGUGUUCAGUCUCUUAAGUGGCGAGGGCAACGUCACGUUCAACGGGCAUAAAGCUGCUGUUACAGCCCUGAAAUAUGAUGAGCUGGGAGGCAGCCUGGCUUCGGGGUCAAAGGACACGGAUGUCAUUGUUUGGGAUGUGAUCAACGAGAGCGGUUUGUACCGGCUAAAGGGCCACAAGGAUGCUGUUACACAGGUGCUCUUUCUGAAGGAGAAGAAUAUACUGGUUUCCAGUUCAAAAGACACAUUAGUGAAGUGGUGGGACUUGAAUACGCAGCACUGCUUCAAAACACUGGUUGGGCACCGGACUGAGGUGUGGGGACUGGCUUUAGUUGCGGAAGGAAAGCUUCUUCUCACGGGGUCUGCAGACAGCGAACUGAGGGCCUGGAGCAUCAGCCAUUUCCAGGAGGGUCUGGAUUCUGAUGAGCCCCAGUACAAGAGAAGUAAAGGACCUUCAGAGAACUUGGAAGGAUCUUUGGAAGUUGAUAAGGCAGCAGAUCAGGAUGAGACCCAAGAAGAGAGCAUCCUGAGCUGCACAAAAUCUGGCUCCAUUAUGCGGGAAGGAAGGGACCGAGUUGUUUCUCUCGCCACCGAUCGGACAGGGAGGAUUCUUGCUUGCCACGUAAGUCGCCGCCUUUUGGGAACAGACUCUGUCUUGGAAAUGUUCUAUGUCCUUAGCGGAAGGGCCCCGAAGAUCCGUGAGGGAAAAAAUGGAUAAGAAAAGUGAAGAAAGCUGAGGAAAGAAGGGGCCAAACUGGAGGAGGAGGAGGAUGAAGAUGGAGAUGAAGCGGUCCGAAGUUCAGCUUACUGUGGGCAAAGAGAAGUGAUUGUUCGCCUUGUGAAAAUAAAGGCUUCCGCCAAAAUCAAGUCUUUCGACUUGAUACUCAGCCCCAGAGGGGAGCUGAAAGCCGUCCUCAUGCUCCAGAACAACACCGUUGAGUCUUACUCCCUGAACUCAUCAGCACAGUCCUCCCAAGUUAUCCGGACAUCCACCAUAAACAUCGAGGGGCACCGCAGCGAUGUCCGGACACUGGCGUUUAGUUCGGACAACAUUGCCGUUCUUUCUGCAUCUGCUGAGUCAGUUAAGGUUUGGAACAGGUCUACCUUGCAGUGCAUUCGAACCAUGACCUGUGAGUACGCUCUCUGCUCGCUCUUCGUCCCGGGAGACCGACAAGUCAUUGUGGGGACCAAGUCUGGGAAGCUGCAGCUUUUUGACCUGGCUUCGGGGACGUUGUUGGAGACGCUUGAGGCUCACAACGGAGCUCUCUGGUCCAUCUCGCUCUCUUCAGAUCAGCGUGGCUUCGUGACAGGCGGCGCAGAUAAAUGUGUCAAGUUCUGGGGCUUUGAGCUGGUGAAGGAUGAAAACACUCUUCAGAAGAGGCUGUCUGUCAAGCAAACGCGUGUCUUGCAACUGGAUGAAGAUGUCCUCUGUGUCCGGUACAGCCCCAAUCAGAAACUACUAGCUGUUGCUUUGCUGGACUGCACCGUGAAAAUAUUCUACACCGACACACUCAAGUUUUUCCUGUCUUUGUACGGACACAAGUUGCCAGUGUUAUGCAUGGAUAUCUCCUAUGAUGGGGCGUUGAUCGCCACUGGCUCUGCUGACCGAAAUGUGAAGAUCUGGGGCUUGGACUUUGGGGACUGUCACCGGUCCCUCUUCGCUCACGACGACAGUGUGAUGUACCUCCAGUUCGUUCCCAAGUCCCACCUCUUCUUUACAGCGGGAAAGGACCGCAAGAUUAAACAGUGGGAUGCUGAUAAAUUCGAGCACAUCCAGACCCUGGAGGGCCACCACCAGGAAGUGUGGUGUGUGGUGCUCAGCCCCAAUGGGGACUAUGUUGUGUCGUCCUCCCAUGACAAGUCACUGCGCCUCUGGGAAAGGACGAGAGAGCCACUUGUGCUGGAGGAGGAAAGGGAGAUGCAAAGGGAGGCGGAAUACGAAGAGAGUGUCUCCAAGGAAGACCAGCCGGUGGUUGCUGGUGAAACGCAGGGAGAGGCUGGCUUGGCUGGGAAGAAGACUAUUGAAACUGUCAAGGGGGCAGAACGGAUCAUGGAAGCCAUUGAGCUGUACCGAGAGGAGACCACAAAACUGGAGGAGCACAGAGCCAUCUGCAGAGCAGCUGGGAAGGAGGUUCGUCUUCCUAUCAACCCCAUUCUCCUGGCCUAUGGCAGUAUUUCGCCUUCUGCUUACGUCCUGGAAGUUCUCAAGAAGGUGAAGUCCAGGUGAGUGCUCGCUUGUCGCCGUCCAAGGCUUGUGGGU
Messenger RNA from Sphaerodactylus townsendi, 2635 nucleotides. RefSeq names its product WD repeat domain 3 (gene WDR3). The record is from RefSeq and is a predicted model, not a curated record. The transcript has 24 exons. Gene Ontology annotation, molecular function: snoRNA binding; protein binding. Gene Ontology annotation, biological process: maturation of SSU-rRNA. NCBI's taxonomy places the organism in Eukaryota, Metazoa, Chordata, Lepidosauria, Squamata, Sphaerodactylidae. Gene Ontology annotation, cellular component: small-subunit processome; Pwp2p-containing subcomplex of 90S preribosome.